AAACAGAUGUUGCCAUGUUGGACGGUGACAAAUACAGUCAAUCGGCAUCCUCAGGUCAAAGCAGAGGCUAUCUGUCAAAGCAACGGGACCGCAAGGUCGAUCCAGUAGGAUCCAUUCAUGGUGUAAACAGCAAGGCCGACGAUUCAGAAACACAGCGCCACAGUGCCACUUUGGGAUUAUUGUCAUUCAGAGCGCCAAGGCCCUCAAACACAAAAGCUGUAAAGCAGAAGGGGAAUGCAGAUGAAGCUGCCUUCACUACUCUGAGCAAUUUCAGGCACAGACGGCACAGUUUCAACGUUGGCCCAGUGGACUCCAGAUUGUGGCACAGGCAAACAAAGAGUGACAAAAUAGAAUGGCGAGAAGCGGUCUGCCGGUCCACAAAGCCUCAAACAUCAUCAUGUUUAUGUGAGGAGACCUGUUUUUAUCAUUCCAGACGAAAGGCUGACUCAUUGGAAGGCACAACCAGGACGCUCAGCCUCAAAGAAGCUUUAGAGCUCCUCAGACCGGACUUCAUCAGUCGAUCCCAGGAGCGGUUGAGGAGGCUGGAGCAGUGUGUCAAGAGAAGAAAAGCUCUGCAGGACUUCAACCCAGAUCUGGUCCAGGGCCUCAGGGAAGAUCGAGGCAAACCAAAGACGAACUGCACCACACCAGAUCCAAUCAGCAAUAACCUUUUCAAGCCUAGAGUGAGGUCUAUAUCAGGCAGAGAGAUGCAGCUGAGGUCCAGACGGAUUUAUAACAAGCUGCCUGAGGUGACAAAGAAGAAGGAGGAGGAGAAAAAGAGGGCUAUAUCACAAACCAACAGGCUACGAGCAGAGGUGUUUAAGAAGAAACUUCUGGACCAGAUCCUGCAGAGAUUUUAGAGCCUUUGAAUGGGGUUCAUUUAUUGUAAUUUUCCACAACACAAGCGGGAGCAUUUCAUCCUUUGUUUUUUGUUUCUUUCUUUCUUUUUGUCU
Molecule: messenger RNA, 953 nt
Organism: Thalassophryne amazonica
Lineage: Eukaryota; Metazoa; Chordata; Actinopteri; Batrachoidiformes; Batrachoididae
Product: Alstrom syndrome protein 1-like
Exons: 6
Coding region: 15-860 (281 amino acids)
Biological process (GO): regulation of centriole replication
Cellular component (GO): centrosome; centriole; cytosol
Source: RefSeq, a predicted model, not a curated record